Mus pahari (shrew mouse) is the source of this 1322-nucleotide messenger RNA. RefSeq names its product malate dehydrogenase 2 (gene Mdh2). Gene Ontology annotation, cellular component: cytoplasm; mitochondrion. Gene Ontology annotation, molecular function: L-malate dehydrogenase (NAD+) activity. Lineage: Eukaryota; Metazoa; Chordata; Mammalia; Rodentia; Muridae. The coding region runs from base 126 to 1142 and encodes 338 amino acids. Gene Ontology annotation, biological process: malate metabolic process; tricarboxylic acid cycle. The transcript is spliced from 9 exons. The record is from RefSeq and is a predicted model, not a curated record.
CGCUUCUCUCGCGAGAUCAGGUGGCUCCGGGCCGGGCGGGCACUGCGCAGAGUGGAGGUCGUUGGAGUCACUCGUGUCCUCGUAGCUCCUCCGCCUGGUGGCUUCGUGUCCCGCCCGCCCUAGCCAUGCUGUCCGCUCUCGCCCGUCCUGCCGGCGCCGCUCUCCGCCGCAGCUUCAGCACUUCCGCCCAGAACAAUGCUAAAGUGGCUGUCCUGGGAGCGUCUGGGGGCAUUGGGCAACCCCUUUCACUCCUGCUAAAGAACAGCCCCCUAGUGAGCCGCCUGACCCUCUACGAUAUCGCUCACACACCUGGUGUGGCAGCAGAUCUGAGUCACAUUGAGACCAGAGCAAAUGUGAAAGGCUACCUCGGACCGGAGCAGUUGCCAGAUUGCCUCAAAGGUUGUGAUGUGGUGGUCAUCCCAGCCGGAGUGCCCAGGAAGCCAGGAAUGACACGGGAUGACCUGUUCAACACCAACGCUACCAUUGUGGCCACCCUGACGGCUGCCUGUGCCCAGCAUUGUCCUGAAGCCAUGGUUUGCAUCAUUUCCAACCCAGUUAACUCCACCAUCCCCAUCACAGCAGAAGUUUUCAAGAAGCAUGGCGUGUACAACCCCAACAAGAUCUUCGGUGUGACAACCCUCGAUAUCGUCAGAGCGAACACAUUUGUGGCAGAGCUGAAGGGUUUGGAUCCAGCUCGAGUCAACGUGCCUGUCAUUGGUGGCCACGCCGGGAAGACGAUCAUCCCCCUGAUCUCUCAGUGUACCCCUAAGGUUGACUUUCCCCAAGACCAGCUGGCCACACUCACCGGGAGGAUCCAGGAGGCUGGCACAGAAGUCGUGAAGGCCAAGGCUGGAGCAGGUUCUGCCACUCUGUCCAUGGCUUAUGCUGGAGCCCGCUUUGUCUUCUCCCUCGUGGACGCCAUGAACGGGAAGGAAGGAGUCGUCGAGUGCUCUUUUGUUCAGUCCAAAGAGACGGAAUGCACUUACUUCUCUACGCCCUUGCUGUUGGGGAAAAAGGGCCUGGAGAAGAACCUGGGCAUUGGCAAGAUCACUCCUUUUGAGGAGAAAAUGAUUGCCGAGGCCAUCCCUGAGCUGAAAGCCUCCAUCAAGAAAGGCGAGGACUUUGUCAAGAACAUGAAGUGAGAGGUGCGAGCCUCCAGCAGCAGCAGCAGCAUCCUAACUUAUUCAGCAUCAUGUCAUUGGAACCACUUGGGAGUCUGAUUUGCUUUGAUGGAGGGUGUUGAAUCAGCAUCAGCAUCUCUUCCAAAUUAUGUCUGGUCUGUUGAUAAUGACAGUAAAGCAGGCUCUGAUUUUCUUUUUCAA